UGUCUUCUCUCCCGUUGUUUGCUCCUGCCUUUCCCCCCGUCUCCAUUCAUUUCUUCCUUUCUCUGCUGUUUCUUGUCUCGUAUGCCCCCUUCCUCCCUUCCUCUCCCCUCCAUUUCAAUACUUUUUAAUCUGUCCUCUUCCUUUCUGUCCUCUCCUUUUCUUCCUUCCCCUCCAUUUCUCCUGGCCCCCUUUCUCGUCCUUCCUUUCUCCCCUGCCUGCUUCUCUCCCCGCGGCCGGUAGAUGGAGCCCGCCGGCCCUCCCCGCCUGCUCUUCCUCCUCCCGCGCUCCCUCGCCCGCCGCCUGCCUUUUCCUUCCUGCUCUCGCCUGCCUGCCUUCCUGCUCCUGCCUGCAAAAAUGGAUCCGCCGCGCGUCUAACAAAGACCCCGUCAGGCGCCCGCCCAGACGUCGCUCCUGCCGCCGACGCCGCCUCGCUCGGGUUUGGCUUUCUGCUGCGGGUGGGGGGCUGUCUUUCUUGUCUCCUUCCCCGGGGAGCCCCUUUUGUCUCCGGUCGCAGCAACAGCACCCCCCGCCGCUCCCCAUGCCUUGCUGAGGCUCUGGGAAGCCCACCCGGGGGGGCGGGUGGGGACAAGCACCCCAUUCCGCCGCGAUGGGCGCCCCACCUUCCCCCCCACCGUUGGAGGGGCUUCCGCGUCGGGAGGGUCGCCUUUCACAUUGAUUGAGGACUGGCGCAUACAAGACUUUUCCCUCCCCCCAUUCAUCCUCUCUGAGCACCCUAACAGCGUACUAUAUUUCUAAAGAACACCUUUUUCCACUAGGAGACCUGCCCCCCCGCACCCCCUUUAUCUUUGCAGACUUCAAAGCCCCCCAGGCAUCAACAACACCAUCCCCCAUUCCAAUCAAAAGCUGCCCUUGAGGGGUGUUUCAGACACCCCUAGAGUUUAUCACACUUCUCCAAAUCAUAAAAGGCCUGAUUCCAGGAAGAUAUAUACAGGUAUAUCUUUAAAAGAGGAGAAGGACUCCCCUUCCUCUAUUCGUACUAAACUUUACCUAAAAGUGAUUUCACCCCCCUCUAAAGGGAUCUCUCUUAAACUUCUGGAUCUUAUUCACAGCUCUGUUUCAUAAUUGUAGAGGAUCCCCAUAUACUUACUUAAAAGUUUCCCCAUUUCUGCUCUGCUACUUCUAAUAAUUUCUGUGCUGCACCCCUGAAUUUCCUGACCUACUUAGAAAGGCAGUAGACCCUCAUCCCCUAUAUUUUGAAGUGCACUUCUGAAAUUUACUCUCGCUUUCCUGACUUCAGGAAAGCUUGUUCCUAUCACCCAUUUAUGUACACGGGGAUCCCCAAGAUUUCCAUCCCCUUAGCAGGGAAGAGGCUGAGUCGCCCCCACAACGUUUCUAUAGGGCUCAGCAUUUUAUCUGCUUCUAAAUGAGUAAUAAUAGUAAUUAAUUAUUGCUAUUCCCUAGAUCUCAAUUAUAUGGUGGGAUAAAAUUUGAGUGCCUAUCUACUCUCUAGUAAACACUUCUAAAACAAUCCUAAUCCCAGAGGUCCCUGAUUAAAAAAGCCAAGAAUUCUUCCAACCUCUCAGAGUGGUCCUAUCCAACGUUUCUACUCCCUCUGUAGAUUCUUUGCUCCAUAUAUCUAUUUUGACCCAUUACAGGGCUCCUUCUGAAGGAAGGGCAGGAUAUAAAUUCAAUAAACAAAUAAAUAAAAUAAAAAUACAAGUUAUCCCUUUUUUGUAAUUCUGUUUGAAAUUCACAGGGAAAACACUUAAACCUCCUUGGAAAUAUUCCCCAUCGUUUUCCCCCCACCCCCAAUCAGAGGGACGUGGAUUGGAUUACUAGAAUUUUCAGUUGCUGAAUCACCCUACUUUCAGCAAGAGUAUAAAGAUCUGACACUCUCCACGCUGACCCCACAGUGCCCCAGAAUCCAAGACUCCCCCCCCCCGCACACAUUGUUUCCAGUAGCAGUAUAGAGCUUUCCACAUUCAAGGUACCCCAAAAUACCACAUUUUUGUUCCUAAGACGUUAGAGAGCCUUUGCCAACAAGCGCUACCAAGGUCAUAUGACUGUCAAUAACGCUUCCGUAUAGAUUCCAGGACACCUCAAAAAGUUUAAGCACCCAAUUUUGCAGACAUUUCUUCAGCCCUGGAUGCCUGCACUCAGUCAGUCCUUCACCCCAUAGAAACCGCAAAAAUUCCCCCAGCUCAGAACUCUCGUUGUCCAAAGGACGGCUUGAAACCUGCAUUUCAAACCCAAGAGCGCAUCCCACUUUUGAUUCCUGAAGCAGCUGUCUGUAGUUCAAGCAGCUCUCCACCCCCGUCCAAAAUUGCUUUUUCUUUCACACCCAGGUUUGUCCAAUGGCUUUUCAGGACCCGAAUCACCCUCUGCAAGCCCAACUUUGUAGCAAUGUCUUUGGGGCACUGACUGGGUUAAUACAACCCCCUUUAGCAGCUGGGCUAGGUGGGGGGCAGAAGUAUUAUUGCAAUAAUGGGGUACAGAUAGCCUCCCCGCAGCAGCAGGCGCCACCCAGCAAUGCGGUGAUGGUGGAACCGGAGCCAGAUCGGCCUAUCGGUUAUGGAGCUUUUGGCGUGGUAUGGUCAGUGACAGAUCCCCGAGAUGGGUCACGAGUUGCACUCAAAAAGAUGCCCAACGUUUUUCAGAACUUAGUUUCUUGCAAACGGGUCUUCAGGGAGCUGAGAAUGCUCUGUUACUUCAAGCACGACAAUGUCCUGUCAGCAUUGGACAUUCUCCAGCCUCCACAAAUCGACUGUUUUGAGGAGAUUUACGUCAUCACUGAGUUGAUGCAAAGUGACCUUCACAAAGUCAUAGUGUCUCCACAACCACUCAGCGCUGAUCACAUCAAGGUCUUUCUGUAUCAGAUCCUCAGGGGGCUGAAAUAUUUGCACUCUGCUGGUGUUCUUCAUCGGGACAUCAAACCUGGGAACUUGUUGGUCAACAGCAACUGUGUCCUCAAGAUUUGCGAUUUUGGUUUGGCCCGGGUAGAGGAGCCAGAUGAGUCCCAGCACAUGACUCAAGAAGUGGUGACUCAAUAUUACCGGGCCCCCGAGAUCUUGAUGGGUACUAGGCACUAUGGACGCCCAAUUGAUAUUUGGUCUGUGGGCUGCAUCUUUGCUGAACUUUUGGGCAGGCGGAUCCUCUUCCAGGCCCAGAGUCCUAUCCAGCAGCUGGAUCUGAUUACGGAUCUCCUGGGGACUCCACCUGUUACCGCCCUCCAUUCAGCCUGUGAGGGGGCCCGUGCCCACAUCCUGCGUGGCAAUCACAAGCCACCAUCACUGUCUGUGCUUUACAUGCUCUCUGGAGAAGCCACCCAUGAAGCCGUCCAUUUGCUCUGCCGAAUGUUGGUCUUUGACCCGGCCAAAAGGAUCUCUGCCAAGGACGCGCUCUCUCACCCCUACUUGGACGAGGGCCGUCUGCGCUACCACACCUGCAUGUGCAGUUGCUGCUUUUCCGUUUCCUCCGGCCGCGUCUACACCAGUGACUUUGAGCCCCGGGCAGAGCCUAGAUUCGAUGGGUCAUAUGAGAAGAACCUCACCUCUGUCUGGCAGGUCAAAGAACUGGUGCACAGGUUUAUCUUGGACCAGCAGCGGGGGAAACGAGUCCCACUCUGUAUCAAUCCCCAGUCAGCUGCCUUCAAAACCUUCAUCCGCUCUACAGCAUGGCAUUCCUCCAAAGUGUCCAAAAAGGAGGAGAGAUGAAGGCGCUGUCCAUCUCCCAGUGGAUGAGGUGGGGAGAAAAGAAAGGAGAAAGGAAAGGAGAAGAAGGGCAGAAUGAGACGGCCUUCUCAUCGGGAGAUGGAAAGAGAGAGAGAGGCGAGAAGAAAGAACUACUUAAUCCUGCACUCUUGAAUAUUUUGACUCAUGGACAAACAUUUGGGGGUGGGGAGAAAAGUCUGUCCUUUUUUAAUUAUUAUUAUUGUUUGGGUUGGGAGGGCUGGGAAGGGAUUAUUUUUGCAUCAGUUGGUAUCUUUUUCCCUCCACCUUUACUGUUCUGCACUGGAAAACCCUUUAGGUGGUAGUAUCCUCUUUGUGCAACCAUUCCACUCCCCCAAAUUGCACCGUUCCCGGACAUGCCUGUAUUUUCCAUUUCUUUGCUGAGCUACCUUCCCCUCUCUAUUCCCAUACGUGGGGUAGUGUCUUGCGACCCCAAAGGGGUUGGAGUGAAGGGAGUUUGCUUUGAUGAAUAUGUUUUGGCCGUUCUGCUCCAAACUCUGCAAUUUUCCCACCUCCCUCCCCCCAAAAAGUCUUCGGAUUAAUCAAUACUCUUCUUCACUGGCUGCCCCUGUCCUCCUCGCUACAAGAUACCCUCUCAUAAAUAAGUGGGAGGUUUAUUAGUUGCCCUAAAGGCCCUCAUCCAAAAGGACCCUGGCAUAGGAAGUGGAAAGAAGCCCAAUUUCCUGGGCAACAUCCAUACGGCCCCAAUAACUAUACACCAUUGUUCUCUUACCUCAUUCCCCCACCCUGGACAUUUUUCCAACUGUUGUUCUAACAAUCAUAGAGAAUUUGGGCUUACGUCAAGUGUGGGGAACCUUUGGGCCUCCAGAUGUUUCUUAACUACAGGUUCCUUACAUCUGGCCUAAGUAAAUAUAUGUGAUGGAACACCAGUGGACUUCUAAACAAAUGAAAUUACUCUAAAAGCACAUGGAGGGGGCCAAUCUGAAGUGUGUGUGUGUGAGGGGGUGCCUAAACUUUUCCUUGUCUACUUCUUUUGGCUCCAAAUGUACCCGCCCCAAUUGACUCAGAACUGCAAAGAGAAAAACAAGGUACUGAGUUACCACUUUGCUCCAAUUUGCCAUCUUCCCACGUGCUAAACACUGUUGGGGUUUCAUGUAAAGUUCAGUCAGGCCUUCAUCCUGUUGGUGGAGUAUCUGAAAGGUUUCCCGCCCCCCACAGCCAGAUAAACCUCCCUGCUCUUCCUAGCACUCUUACUAGAUUCCCCCCACUUUGUUAUUUUUACACCCUUUCAAAAAUCUACCUCUUUUUUCCUAGUGUGUGUUUGGUUUGUGGGGUUUUGUGUGCGUGUGUGUGUUAUACUUUUGUUGUUAUUAAUUUGUAUUUUGUGUUCCUGGUGUUUUUUGUUUUCGUUUUGCUGGUGGAUUUUUCUUUUUUCAGUUUCAUUUAUUAAUUUAUGAUCCCAUCAGUUUUUAUAUACUCAAAACCUGAAUGUGUAUGCGUGUGUGUGUAUUUUUUCUUCGUCCCUGAAAAAGAAAAAACACAACCAACAACCUGGAAACUUGAACUCUCUUGGCUGUAAUAAUUUUUUUCCUAAUUUAAUUGUGCUCCAUGGUAGCUGAAUUAAAUUUAUGCUCUGUA
Messenger RNA from Rhineura floridana, 5288 nucleotides. RefSeq names its product serine/threonine-protein kinase NLK2-like. NCBI's taxonomy places the organism in Eukaryota, Metazoa, Chordata, Lepidosauria, Squamata, Rhineuridae. The coding region runs from base 2316 to 3674 and encodes 452 amino acids. Gene Ontology annotation, biological process: protein phosphorylation; intracellular signal transduction. Gene Ontology annotation, cellular component: cytoplasm; nucleus. The transcript has 11 exons. Gene Ontology annotation, molecular function: ATP binding; MAP kinase activity. The record is from RefSeq and is a predicted model, not a curated record.